Messenger RNA from Austrofundulus limnaeus, 654 nucleotides. Its product is annotated as protein phosphatase 1B. NCBI's taxonomy places the organism in Eukaryota, Metazoa, Chordata, Actinopteri, Cyprinodontiformes, Rivulidae. Gene Ontology annotation, molecular function: cation binding; protein serine/threonine phosphatase activity. The record is from RefSeq and is a predicted model, not a curated record. Gene Ontology annotation, biological process: protein dephosphorylation.
CUGAGCAGCUUCCUCCCUCUGCUGCCUCUGUUACUCAGCAGCCCCGCCCUGCCUCACUCCACCGUCGGCAGCGUCUCCARUUGCAUCACUGCGCCUGCAGCGGGAGGAGCGUUCGCUGCUCGGGCUGGCGCAGAUUAACUGUUGCCCUGGACCUGCUGAGGAGAACCCACGACCGGAGGAGGGCCACCCGGAGGAGACGGGACGCCGCCCGGUCCAGCAAGAGGCUUGAGCUCCGGUUCCGCGGGGUCAUGAGGACGGCYAGGCGAGCCAGCAACGUGGAGGUGCCCUCCUUCCUCCGCCAGCUGGUGAAGGAGACGGAGAAGAUGGUGACGUUCUUCUUCAAAGGGGGGCCUAGGGAAAGAGGGCCGGAGGAGGAGGACAACUUUAACGGGGARGGCGCUGUGCAGAGCCCCUACCUGGAGCGUCCCAUCUUGGAGAAGCACGUGUCGGAGGGGGGGUCUCAGUCAGGGCUGAACUACGCCGUGGCGAGCAUGCAGGGCUGGAGGGCUCAGAUGGAGGACGCUCACACCUGUAUGUCCCAGCUGAAAGGAGAGCUGCAGGACUGGGGAUACUUUGCAGUUUUUGACGGACAUGCAGGCACCACAGUGGCACAGUACUGCUCCAGAAACCUGCUGCAUCACAUCCUGACAACAG